This is a messenger RNA of Pochonia chlamydosporia 170, 1206 nucleotides long. RefSeq names its product EGF-like domain-containing protein. The record is from RefSeq and is a predicted model, not a curated record. The transcript has a single exon. NCBI's taxonomy places the organism in Eukaryota, Fungi, Ascomycota, Sordariomycetes, Hypocreales, Clavicipitaceae. Bases 1 to 1206 code for a protein of 401 amino acids.
AUGCUCACACUCCAACGAGCUGUCCAGAUCCUCGCCGUCUGCAGCACAUUCAUCAGUCUCUCCCACCAGAAAUGCAUCAAAGAUGAAGACUGCAGCUUAACCGGCAUCUGCAGUAGCGGCGUCUGCAAAUGCGAUCCUGGCUGGAUCGGAGACGACUGCGGCGUUCUCGACGUCCGCCCUGCCAAGCGAGACAAUGGCUACAACCAAACUGCCAAAGGCACAUCAUCCUGGUGCAACAGCAUCGUGAAGGACCCGAAAGAGCACAACCUAUAUCAUCUAUUCAUAUCUGAGUUCAGUCACGGCUGUGGCCUCGACUACUGGGCCCCGUAUAGUCGCAUCGUCAGAGCAGAGUCUCGUUCCGGCCCAGCUGGUCCGUACGCAUUUGCCGCCGAAGUCCAGGGUACAUUUGCACAUAAUCCUACCGUUGUGUAUAGUCCCGCUGAUAAAGAAUGGCUAAUGUACCACAUUGGGUGUCCGACCGAGGUGCCGGACACAUGUCAGACCAAGCAUUUUACCUGUGGAGCAGGAAACACGAAUAAUGGCGAGAGCGGAAUCAGCGUCAUGGCCAGCAGCGAUCUGAGGACCUGGAAGACCAAGGGGCAGAUAUUAAAGGGGAAUGACGGAAGUGGCUGGGACGCCGAUGUCACGAACCCGUCUGCAUUUCCGCUCUUCUCGAAGGGAAACUGCGGGAAGAAGCAUCACGAGGACACGUCUGCGAUAUUGCUAGCCUACCGCGGUUGUCCGUAUAAUUGCUCCGGAGCAGAGCUCAUCAACCUCGCUGUAGCAGAGAAGGGGUAUGCGGGUCCGUAUAAGAAACUCCAGCAGGAUCCAAUCUUUGCCAACGUCAAUGAAGAUCCGUUUAUCUGGCGUGACAAGCGGGGGAAUUACCAUAUGCUGCUGCAUUCUCUGGAACCGGAGGGUGGAUUUGGCGAUGGGCCCAAGGUCGGGCGUCAUGCUUGGGCGCGUGAUUACACGGGGCCGUGGACGUUUGGAAGCAAGACACUGGCGUUUAGUACGGAGGUCAAGUAUGAUGAUGGGAGUGCGAUUGACUUUUAUCGUAGGGAGAGGCCGCAGUUGUAUUUUUCGGAGGAUGGGAGCAUGACGCCUUUGUUUUUGGGGACGGGCGUGCAGCCUAGGGAUAGUCCGAUGAGUUAUUCGGUUAUUGUGCCUGUUGGGGAUGCGGGUGUGCGUGCUCAGGGGGAGUAG